AUGCGAAACAAACCUCGCAGCCGAUCUGCCCCACCAUUUUCGACUCACGAUUUUGGAGUGGGCUGGGAGCUCAGAGAAGAUGGCAUAGAAAUUGAAGAUCUGCAUAUGGAUUCCGCUGAUCUGGCAGAAUUUUCAACUAUCGACAUCUUUAGAGAUUAUCACCCUAGGUCAAUGUAUUGGGUCGACAACGACAAGGUGCUUAAGCUGUUUUCCUACUUGAUCGAUGUUUCUGUCAUAGUUGCGAAUAUGGACCUAGCACGCACCAGAAUUCCUGUUCCCCGGGUACUACGCUAUGGACAAUCGGGAAACUGCUCGUAUAUCUUGAUGGAGAGGAUUCCAUAUCCCAAUCUUGCGGCCGAAAUGCGACGAUUAGGGAUAAAGUCUAUGCCAUGGGGGUUGACGCACGCGAUGGACUAUAUAGUCCGUGAACUUGCCGACGUAGGCUUAAGCCACAAUGACCUGGUGCCAAGGAAUGUGCUGGUGGACAAUAACGGAAUGAUAGUCUCAGUCAUUGACUGGGAUCAUCGUACUCAACAUCACCGAGGUGGUGAGUAUGCCAGAAAGAUCAGAGGGCUCUCUUAUUUCAAGGACGCGGGAGAGAAGGACUGGUAUCAUAUCUUUCUGCGAUACGCACCAGACCGUACAGGAGAGGAAAUUAUGAUCGGUUGCAGCAAAUGGCAUUCUAAGCUGGGAUUACAGUGGCCGCUGGUGAAAUCCAAAGCUUCUCAGCUCGCUUCAUCUCCCAGCUCAGAUCCUCGAAACCAGUCGUUUUCGCGACAAAAGAUUCACCCAAUUACCAUCGAACCAGUGGGUGCGACGUUUUAUUCUAAUUCUACGCACAUUAGAAAUUCAGCUUUCCAAAAUAUUGUGGCAUGA
Molecule: messenger RNA, 876 nt
Organism: Lentinula edodes (shiitake mushroom)
Lineage: Eukaryota; Fungi; Basidiomycota; Agaricomycetes; Agaricales; Omphalotaceae
Exons: 2
Coding region: 1-876 (291 amino acids)
Source: RefSeq, a predicted model, not a curated record